AUUAGUCUUGACCUUUCCUCAGAUGCGGAAGGUCAUUCCGUAAAAUUCUGUCGAAGAUUAUAAUGUUCAAAUUUAUUUGCUGUGUAAAGAAUCUGCUGAUAUAGUGGAUCGCUUAGUUAAUUCCUUUUUAAUGAGUACGAAAAGUUGUACAUUGAAAUGUGUACCCCUGGGGGUGGAGAUCGAUUUGCCGGAUGGUGUGGCUGUCGUUCUGGGAAGAGGAAGAAGGACAAAAAUCAAAGAUCCGAAAUGCUCUCGCAUACAAUUGGAAUUGACUGCCGAUUAUGAAAAAAUGAACGUGUUGGUACGUCAGUUGAGUCCUAAUCCGUCCAAGGUGCGAAACAAGAAAGAGUUGCAAAAAGGAGAGGCAGAUACGUUGCUGCAUUACAGUCUGGUAGAAUUUGUGCCGGGACAGGAAAAAUUCAGGAUUGAAUUUGACCCUCCUCCUUCUUUGAAAACUGUUGGUUCCCCAAUUAAGACAAACAAAGCAUCAUUGAAGCGAGGAGCACCAACUCAAGCAAAAGUCGAUGAUGCCAAAAAGCAGAAAGUUGAAGCUUCUGUGGGUUGGUCAAGUCUGGAGAAUGACAAACUACUUGCUUGGAUGCCUUCGGGAAUUGAGCACUCUGAAAAGAUAGCCGCGUACGACAUGGACGGGACUUUGAUCACCACCAAGUCCGGAAAGGUGUUUGCCACGAAUAAGGACGAUUGGAGAAUUAUCUACUCGGAGGUCCCAAAGAAGCUGAAGUCGCUCGUUCAGGACGGCUUUAAAAUUGUCAUUAUGACGAAUCAGUCUGGGGUCAGUGCGGGAAAGGUGACGAUCAAAGACUUGAAGUCGAAAUUGGAAGCUGUUGUCGCUGGGCUCGGGGUUCCUGUUCAGGUUCUGGCUGCCACUGAUACUUCGGUAUAUCGGAAGCCUAACAUCGGGAUGUGGGAGUAUCUUGAGAAACAGGCGAAUGACGGGAUUCCAAUCGACCGAUCGAAGUCCUUCUACUGCGGUGAUGCCGCCGGAAGACCAGCGAAUUGGCAACCGAAAGCAAAAAAGGAUUUCAGCUGCGGAGACCGGCUUUUCGCGGUGAACCUAGGCAUUGAUUUCUUCACUCCUGAAGAACACUUCCUCUCCUACAAACCAUCUCAAUUUUCAAUCGCGUCCUUCGACGCCAAAGCCUAUUCUUCAACGGUUGCGUCCUUGUCCAUCACUAAUCCGCCGUCUGCCAAAAUCGUCACGGAACAAGGGCCAGAAAUUGUUAUUAUGGUUGGUUUUCCGGGAUCCGGGAAGAGUACGUUUUGCAAGGAUCAUCUGCAAAGCGCUGGUUACGAAGUCGCGAAUCGGGACACGGUCGGCACUUGGCAAAAGUGUGUCAAAAUUUUGCAAGAUGCUUUGGGUGCCGGAAAGAGUGUCGUGAUUGACAACACGAACGGGGACAAAGCUUCGAGGAAACGCUAUCUGGACAUUGCGAAAGAGAUGAAGAUCCCUGCUAGAUGUUUUGUCAUGGAGACUACCUAUGAACACGCCGCUCAUAAUAACCGAUUCAGAGAGUUGACUGACCCCUCGCAUAUGAAGAUCAGCUCCAUGGUGUUCAACAUGUUCAGGCGUACGUUGUUAAACGAAUGUAGCCGUGUGCCACGAGUGCCUUACGAUUUAAUUGACUUCGCCGUUUUCCAUGAUCCUUCCGAAGAGCCAGAAUGUGGGAAAUUCGGCGCAAGUUUUGUUCGUCUCAAGGCUCCAGGAGCUGACGAAAAGUUGAGCACUUGA
Molecule: messenger RNA, 1750 nt
Organism: Notodromas monacha
Lineage: Eukaryota; Metazoa; Arthropoda; Ostracoda; Podocopida; Cyprididae
Source: the annotation of a GenBank genome assembly